AUGGACGUAGUAUGUGCUACCGUUUCUUCAUGUUCCUCAGCAUCGCUCAAAUUAAGCUCAGGCUUCCCGUCUCCCAUCGAUGAUGGCGCACAAGACGAUCACUUGGCCCGACAUCUCUUAUUUCAGGAAGUACUGCAGAAUCGGACAUUCUGUGCGCCCGUCAAUCUGGAAAACGGAAAAGUGCUUGACCUAUACACCAGAACGGGCAAAUUGGCCGUGGACAUCGCGGACGAAAACCCGAGUUGUUCAGUGACCGGUGUUGACGAGAGUCUAAUGCACGACGAAUGGGUUCCGUCCAACCUCGUCUUCGAGAUUGCCGAUAUCGAAAACGAGGACUGGACAUGGAAGGAUCGCUUUCGAUUGGUCAUUUACCGUGGGCCUGGGGGGUUUACAAAGAACUUGUCGCGUCUACUACGUCGAUGUUUUGAAAGUCUCGAGGAUCAAGGCUAUGUAGAAUUUCAACUUUUGGCCCUGGAUCCGCAAUCUCACCGAGAAGGCCCCCGGAGCGAGGAAAGCAAGAUUCGGGAUUUACAUCGUAGGCUGUCAGAGGGGCUGUCCGCGACCGGGAGAGAGCUGAAUGUACACCACGAGCUUCCUCGACAACUCCAGAAGAUCGGUUUCCACAAUAUCGAGCACAAGAAGUUUGCUGUACCUCUUGGAAAAUGGCCAAAGGACCCGAGAUUGGUAAUUCUGUUUAUCGAGGAAAACCGAAAAGACGGCUGA
This is a messenger RNA of Exophiala spinifera, 723 nucleotides long. RefSeq lists its product as uncharacterized. The transcript is spliced from 2 exons. The coding region runs from base 1 to 723 and encodes 240 amino acids. The record is from RefSeq and is a predicted model, not a curated record. Lineage: Eukaryota; Fungi; Ascomycota; Eurotiomycetes; Chaetothyriales; Herpotrichiellaceae.